Cloeon dipterum is the source of this 895-nucleotide messenger RNA. RefSeq names its product lethal (1) G0004. The transcript has 2 exons. Lineage: Eukaryota; Metazoa; Arthropoda; Insecta; Ephemeroptera; Baetidae. Gene Ontology annotation, molecular function: RNA binding. The record is from RefSeq and is a predicted model, not a curated record. Bases 109 to 840 code for a protein of 243 amino acids. Gene Ontology annotation, cellular component: nucleolus.
CAUCUUUUCUCGCUCGGCCCAGCCACGUGAAGUUAGUUUUGAUGAGGGACUAUCCUUUUUAAAACCAAAAUUUUGAGCAGUUUCACCGUCGCAACCAAAAAAGAAACAAUGCAGGAAACAAGUAAGACCGAGACUAGCGAGGAAGGCGAAUUUGUCCAUAUCGAUAGUCGCAAGGCUACAAAAAGGAAAAGAGCUGUUGAGAAGAAGUCGUCAGAGCUUGUGAACGGAAUUGAAGGCAUGACGCUUUCACAGCCCAAAGCAAAGCGGCAGAAUCGUAGACAGGCGGAUGAUGGCUCUUUUGAAGUGAGGAAGGUUCAAGUCCCGUCGCACCGUUACACACCUUUAAAGGACAACUGGCUGAAGAUAUUCACUCCCAUCGUUGACCAUCUUCAGCUCCAAGUUAGAUUCAACCUGAAGUCAAGACAUGUGGAGAUUCGCACCUGCAAGGAUACAAAGGACAUAAGUUAUUUGCAGAAAGCAGCCGACUUUGUCAAGGCUUUUAUCAUGGGUUUUGAGGUGGAAGAUGCCUUGGCACUGUUGAGACUGGACGAUUUGUUCCUUGAGACUUUUGAAGUCCAGGAUGUAAAACCACUGAAGGGUGACCAUUUGUCUCGUGCAAUUGGCAGAAUUGCUGGUAAGGGUGGAAGGACAAAGUUCACAAUUGAAAAUGCAACUAAAACGAGAAUUGUGCUGGCUGAUUCCAAAAUUCACAUUCUAGGAUCUUUCCAAAAUAUUCAAAUUGCUCGACGGGCUCUUUGUAAUUUAAUUAUGGGCAGUCCACCUUCUAAAGUCUACGGAACAUUGAGGAAUGUGGCUGCUCGAGUUUCAGAGAGAUUGUAAAGAUUGUUUCGAAUGUACUGAAGAAUUGCAAUAAAUAUUGAUCAAAAUCAUCAAA